Molecule: messenger RNA, 1458 nt
Organism: Eruca vesicaria subsp. sativa (arugula)
Lineage: Eukaryota; Viridiplantae; Streptophyta; Magnoliopsida; Brassicales; Brassicaceae
Source: the annotation of a GenBank genome assembly
AAUUCCCAUUUCCAAGUACUAAUCUUUCAUCUCAACUCUCCUCUCAAUCUCUCCGGCGAACGACGACAAUGGCGUCAGCUUCCAAGAACCCUUUCUCCAUGAAACCCCCUCGACCUCCUUCUUCCGCCACCGCCUCCACCCCCGCCGUGGCCUCCACCUCAGCAGAACCCCAAAUUCGAAUCCCAAACCCUAACCCAACCUCAAACGCCGCACCAUCCACAUCAAAUCCACCGAUCUCAAUCUCACCGGAGGACCAAACCCUCUCGCGCUCCACUCACCUCACGCGCCCGGAGCUUCUCCGCCGCCGAUCGCACAACCUCAAGCAGCUCGCAAAAUGCUACAGAGACCAUUACUGGGCCUUAAUGGAGGAUCUCAAGGCCCAACACAGAGAGUAUUACUGGAGAUACGGCGUUAGUCCUUUUAAAGAGGAACAGAGUAAGAGACGGAGGAUUGGUGGUGACGGAGAAACUAACGACGUUGUUGAAGGUAGUGGAGAUAACGGUGCUAACAAUGACGGCGUUAAGGUUGAACAGUAUGCGAAUAGCAGUUGUGAGAGCUGUAUGUAUGGGUGUAAAGGCAAAGCUAUGCCUCUCACUAAGUAUUGUCAGCUUCAUAUUCUUAAGGAUAGUAAGCAGAAGCUCUACACUGGUUGCACAAACGUUAUCAAAAGGGCUCCUGCAGGCCCAUUACUCUGUGGAAAACCUACACUUGCAUCGACUGUACCUGCACUGUGUAAUGCGCACUUCCAGAAAUCGCAGAAGCUAGUUGCUAAAGCUUUGAAGGAUGCUGGCCACAGUGUUUCUUCAGCAAACAAGCCUCCCCCAAAGCUGCAUGUCAUAGUAGCAGCGUUUGUGAAUCAUAUUCAAACUAAAAGAAAAUUUUCAGGGAGUGAGGGUAAACUUAAAAAUGUAGUGAAAGAAGAAAAUACAAGCUGAGCCAAGCCUUUAGCGUUCCCAGAUGAAAGUUUGUACUAAGUCAUCCUGAAGUGAAAGGCUUGUGGUUAGGCUCCUCUCCACUGUACAUGAGCUAUUGGUCACCUGUCUAAUGUUGAAUGGAGACUAGCUGCACCUGAAGCGAUCUCUUAAACAAAGCAUGGAAAUAACCACUUGGCCGCCUGCCGGUCAAGCCUGAUAGACACAAAAGUUUAGUGAAACCUUAGAAAUCUUUUUUUUGAGACAUUUAUUGUAUCAGGAGAAAUCUAAUAGACUUGGAUUCCUGAAUUAUGAAUGGUGGUAAGGUGUCUGGUUGCCUAAAGUUUUUUUUUUUGGUGUUAUGCAUGCAUGCGUUUUAAGGGGUACUUUGGUGAAUGCUAUGCGUCUGAAUCUUGUGGCAAGCAUGUGUGAAAGACUGCAAACAGGAAUCUAAAACAUUUUUGAGUAAAUAUAGAACUGAGAAUUUGUUCCUGAAUGGUAAACAUAAAACUUCUUGGUUGCGCUCUGCUUCUUCGUCAGCCUUAUC